AUGAACUUUCAGAACGGCUACAACGGAGGAGGAGGAGGUGGAUACAAUCCCAGUAUGGGCGGAGGAUUCGGAGGCGGGAACGGCUACGGAGGUGGAGGUGGAUAUGGUGGGGGAGGUGGAGGUGGAGGGUAUGGAAGAGGAAGAGGUGGAGGACGCGGCGGAGGGUUUGGAGGCGGUGGGGAUCAAAGACCGCCAGUACCGGAGAGCUCAAAUGCGAGAAUGAGGAAGAUGGUCGUCAAGUUUGCGGAUGAGGAGGACUUUCACCCAACUGAAGACCCGCCCAGACUAGCCAAGGUGCUUCGGAAACAAUGGCGCGAAGGGUCCCAUGGCGUCAUGGAUGGUUUCCGGAUAGGAGUGACGCAAGAGCCGCACAAGCACGCACACUACGUCUCCCUCCUACUGGCCAUCUCCUACCGGCCCGCAACAGCAAAGGAUGAGGAGGAUCCAGAAGCUGUCGAGCCAAAAGUAGGCGAGAAGCGUAAAGCUGGUGCCGCCGAGGAGCCAGACUGCCUCAAGGAGAUAUUAGAUGAUAUGACGAGGGCGUUCAAGGGGUGGGUGCAGGAGCGAGAAUGGCUCAAUAUGCGAUUAGGCCUGCAAUUCUUUUCGCUCCUUCCAGCUGCGGGACUGUCCUUGACCGCUUCCCUGCUGGAGCUGUACAAGUCGCUCCUGUCGGUCCUUGGGGAAGUCGGCGGGGGAGGUGAUAGGGCGGAGAGAGUCAUUCGGGCUGUCGGGGAGGGCUUGCUCAGGUCCGGCCAACAGCUCCGGGAGCACUUCCCUUCCGAGAUGGACAGCCUCAUCGACUCGAUCGAGACAUCCGUUGCAGGCCGGCGGACCGGCAAGCUCCUGUGCGACCCAUUAUCACCGAUACUUCCCGAAGGCGAGGAAGCCGAGACAUACCAGGAUUCCCUCGACAAUCUCCUUGCUGCCUUGCAAGCGCUUCGAACAGACGACUUUGCUUCCCCCUCAUGUCUCCCCGCUCAUUUCACCGGUAUCAUCCCGCCAGAGGGUCUGGACUUGGCCGAUGUAUAUGAGCUCCCGACCGUCAGCCUCCCGCCAGAGCUGUAUGAUAUCGACGAGGACCGAUGGCAAGUGGGCGAGGGGCAAGUGGGGAAUCUGCAGCUGUUCGCUGAAGAGGUCGUCUUACCCCCAAGUACGCCUAACGGCUGGAUCAUGCGCAGUACCAUCCUCGACCUCGUCCACAUCUUCGAGGUCAACCGGAAGGAAACCGCCCGCAUGCUCCUCGCCCUCCCUCGAUACUUUGCGGAAGGCACCUUCAAGCCUGCGGCUGGUGCGCCGGUCGAGGACGAGUCGGACAAGCCAGUCUCCACCCUCUCCCUCGAAUCGCUCAUCAUCUCGACUAUCCUCAACGCCAUUACCCUGCUUCCGUCUUCACCGUGCAAGGAGGUUUAUUACACUUCGGUGAUUGCCGAGCUGUGUAAGCUUAGCCCGAACACCGUUGCCCCUCCGGUGGGACGGUCGGUGCGAAAGCUGUACAGCAUGUUGGGGAUGGGCGGGCUGGAUAUUGAGGUGAUUAGGAGAAUUGCCGAGUGGUUUGCGGUACAUCUCUCAAACUUUGGGUUCCAGUGGAUGUGGAAGGAAUGGCUACCAGAUAUGGAGCUCCCCGCGUCGCACCCCAAAAAGGCGUUCAUCAGGCGGAUCAUCGAGCUGGAGACUAGGCUGGCAUACCACGACCGUAUCCUCGACAGUCUGCCUGAGCCGAUGACCAAGCCGGCCAGCGGUGUGAUGCCCGUCGCGCCGGAACCUGUCUGGCCUUACGAGAAAGAAGACCAUCCCCUUCACGCUGAAGCGGCCGAUUUCCUGAAGAUCCUCCGCGCGCGCACAUCCGCCGAGGAUGUUCGCUCGCACCUCAUCGCUCUUCCCAAUGCCUCUUCAGGACCUGGCGAGCCCCUCUCGACCGAAUACCGCCUCAUGGUUGCCGAAACCCUCCUCCAGCUCGGCUCCCGCUCCUUCUCCCAUUUCCUCAACGCGACCGAGCGAUAUGCCGACCUCCUUCGCCACCUCACGCCCGAUCCGGCUUCGCGCCAGAUCCUCCUCACUGCCGUCGGGUCCUUCUGGCGUGACUCGAGUCAGAUGCGGCUCAUCGCGGUCGACAAGUACAUCCAGUACGGUGUUCUCGAGGGGCUGGACAUCGUUGAGUGGACGUUCAAAAAUGAGGAGCAGCUGGGUGGCGCCGAGGUAGCGGAUGGAUGGACGGAUGGGUGGAAGUGGGAGAUUUUGAGGAUGUGUCUGGACAAGCAUGUGGGGAGGGUGGUGGCUGUCCGGAGACGGGUGAGGCAGGUGGAGAGGGAGGAUGAGGCGGCGCGGGCGAGAAGAGCAGCAGAGAGAUUGGAGAGUGGAGAAGGGGUCGGGGAGGGGAAUAGUAUGGAUACGGAUGCGGACCAUGAGGAUCGGUCAAAAGAAGCUCGGGAUGCCCAAACCUCACUCGAUAUCCAUACGACCGCACUCGAAAAGAUACUCCUGGCGACUACGAAACACUUCUUAACCUCCCUUCUGCCCUGGACGACGCCCGCCUCGUCAGCGGGCAACGGGGUGGACGAGGGGCUCAAGUCUGUCCUGGCGUUGAUCGAGAAGGGGGAGGAUGGGUAUUGGACCGUCAGGGCCCGAAUGGGGUGGUAUAAGGAAUUUGUGAGGUUGUAUGCGCAACAUCUGGGAGGGCUGGCGGAGGUUGUUGAGAGGGAUACGAUGGGCAAGUGGGCUAGCAAAGCGGUGGAGGGGAGGGCGGAGGAGGUCGUUAGGAGUUUAUGGAGGGCGGCGGUGGGUGCGGAGGAGUAG
Dioszegia hungarica is the source of this 2793-nucleotide messenger RNA. RefSeq names its product MIF4G like-domain-containing protein. Gene Ontology annotation, biological process: mRNA export from nucleus; nuclear-transcribed mRNA catabolic process, nonsense-mediated decay. Gene Ontology annotation, molecular function: mRNA binding; RNA cap binding. The record is from RefSeq and is a predicted model, not a curated record. NCBI's taxonomy places the organism in Eukaryota, Fungi, Basidiomycota, Tremellomycetes, Tremellales, Bulleribasidiaceae. Gene Ontology annotation, cellular component: nuclear cap binding complex; nucleus. The transcript has 11 exons. Bases 1 to 2793 code for a protein of 930 amino acids.